Macrobrachium nipponense is the source of this 840-nucleotide messenger RNA. RefSeq lists its product as uncharacterized. The coding region runs from base 400 to 777 and encodes 125 amino acids. The record is from RefSeq and is a predicted model, not a curated record. NCBI's taxonomy places the organism in Eukaryota, Metazoa, Arthropoda, Malacostraca, Decapoda, Palaemonidae. The transcript has 4 exons.
GAGACGGGGGCGGGGCCGCGGGGUAACUAGAAACGCUUCCUGGACAUGGAGGCCAGUAUACGUGAUAAAGAAGGUUUUUGCUCCAGAAAUAAUUGCUUUCGGAGAGAAAAAAUAUACUGAGAACUUCCUCUGAUGCAACGCAAGAAACAGAGUUACAAGCCUAAUAAAGUUAAACGAAUCUUCAUAGGAUUCUUCAAGCAACACCAAAAUCUCGAAAUCCACACGAGAAGUGCAUGCUGCAUGACAUGAAAUAGUUGCUUUCGGAGAGAAAAAAUGUAGAGAACUCCCUCUGAUGCAAUGCAAGGGACGGAGUUCCGAGCCAAAUAAAGUUAAACGAAUCUUCAUAGGAUUCUUCAAGCAAGACCAAAAUCUUGAAAUCCACACAAGAGUGCAUGCUGCAUGUUAAGACUGAACUUCGGCAACAAUGAGGACCAUAUUUGCAUUAACCCUUCUACUUAUGCUUGUGGCACUUGCCACAUCCAUGCCCAAUCCCUGCCGGGGCAGAGGCUGUCGACACCUGCGCCCUGCCCGUACCACCGGGCGAAGCCGCGCUCCCCAGGUAGCACCCGGCAACAAGCUUCCCCAAGGCGCCGCCAGGAGACCGAUUGGCAAAAGGCCGCCCGCUCCUCCUACAACGAAAAUCGCCAUAACGACGCCGCCGACGGUUCCGGAAGUCGAACAGGUCACCGAGAUGAAGAUGGUGACGGAUGCCGACGGCAAGGAAGUCCGCGAGGCCGGAGUCAACGGCUGGUUGUCCGAACCCACGCCAUCUCCUGACAACACGUCAUCUAUUUCUAGGACGGAACCACCUUCCAAGACUGGUACCUACUAUUUAAACAA